Messenger RNA from Panonychus citri (citrus red mite), 3399 nucleotides. RefSeq names its product synaptosomal-associated protein 25-like (gene Snap25). The coding region runs from base 1087 to 1731 and encodes 214 amino acids. The transcript is spliced from 3 exons. Gene Ontology annotation, biological process: synaptic vesicle priming; synaptic vesicle fusion to presynaptic active zone membrane; exocytosis. Lineage: Eukaryota; Metazoa; Arthropoda; Arachnida; Trombidiformes; Tetranychidae. Gene Ontology annotation, cellular component: SNARE complex; plasma membrane. The record is from RefSeq and is a predicted model, not a curated record. Gene Ontology annotation, molecular function: syntaxin binding; SNAP receptor activity.
UUAAAUGAAGAUAAUCUAAUGAUCAAUGAUGAUUAAAAUGAUCAAUUCGAGGAUGACAAUUAAGUUUUGGACAUUUGAGAGAAAGAGAUAAACAAAGUCUCGAUUGCGAAAAGGAUUCAGUUUAUUGUUAUUAUUUUGUCGUUUCUCUGGUUUUUGGAGUAAUUGUUUGGGUGGUAAAUGGGUGUUGGUGGUGGUAUUCAUGGUAUUGAGAGAGUGGGAGAGAGAGAGUCAGAAUGAGAGAGAGAGAAAGAGAAAGGUAAGAAAAAAAUACUUCGACGAAACCUAAAAAGCUUCUGCUCAGAUAUUUUUGGUUCUUCUCUUGUUUUCAAUGUCUCUCUCUCUCUCUAUUACAUUUAUCAUAUUAAUCUAACAUUUAAGCCAAUUUACUAAUAAUAUUUAUCUUCUUGUAGAUUAGUAUGAUGUUAAUUAAUCACUGAAUCGACUAUCAACACAUUCAGAAUCUAAUUAAUUCUUUGGUGACACAAUAACAUUACAAUUGUUUCUCUUGGUUCCCUUGAAUACAAUUAUCUUUGAUUAAUCUAAUGUUUCUCUUCACAAUUUAGUAUGUUUGUUGAUCAUUUCAAUUUACACCAAACAAUUAAAAUCUUCUAAUCAUCAUUAAAGAUUAGCAAAGAAUAGACGAAAAAAAUAUUCUUUUCAAUUCUCAAGACUGUUAUUUACUAUUAUUAUCUGGUUGUGAUCUGGAAAGAACAGAAGACAAUUAAUAUACUUUGAUUUAGAUUUGAACAAAAAUCGGAGAAAAAUUGUAUUUCUAUUGUGUGGCCUGUUAUUUAUACUACGAAAAUCUUUCUGAUUAGUGAUAAAUUUCAUCUCAGAAUCAACAUUACCCUGGAUAAAUUCACCUUUCACCUUACUAUCCAGCGAUUUCGAAACAUCAUAAACAACAAUCAACAUAUUCAAAUUCUGUAUCCAUUUUAACCUUCUAUCAAUAUAUUCACCUUAGUGUUGACCUUUUCAGGCUUUUGGGUGUUUUAUCCACUCUGCCAAUCGAUUUGGAUAAACUGACCAAUCGUCAUAUUUUCAUCAAGUUAAUUGACUAAUUUUAAUCACAAGCAAUCAAUCAAAAUGCCUCCUCCUCCAGCAGAAGAGCCUCCAGCACCGGUUGUACCCAAGACCGAAGGUGAAAGGUUACAAAUGAGAGCUGAUGAAGUAACUGAUGAGUCCCUCGAAUCGACUCGUCGUAUGCUUGCUCUAUGCGAGGACAGUAAAGAAGCCGGUAUUCGGACAUUGGUCGCUUUAGAUGAACAAGGUGAACAACUGGACAGGGUCGAAGAGGACAUGGAUAAAAUAAACGCCGACAUGAAGGAAGCGGAAAAAGCAUUAACUGGUAUGGAGCAAUGUUGUGGACUGUGUACCUGUCCUUGUAAUAAACAAUCAGAAUUUAAAGAAAACGAAUCAACCUGGAAAUCAAGUGAAGAUGGUAAAGUAAUCGCUGGUCAACCAGCUCGAGUUAUGGAUGAACGGAAUGGCGGUGGACCAAUGGGUGGACAAUAUAUCGCUCGGGUUACCAAAGAUGCUCGAGAAGACGAGAUGGAGGAAAAUAUGCAAGGUGUAUCUACAAUGAUCGGUAAUUUACGAAACAUGGCCAUCGACAUGGGCCAAGAAAUUGGGUCACAAAACGCUCAAUUGGAAAGGAUUAACCUUAAAGCCGAUUCCAAUAAACUUAGGAUUCAAACCGCUAAUGAAAGAGCUCAAAAGCUUCUCAAAUAAUUAAUCCUCAAUGGUCACUGGAUUUACACACACACACACACACACAUGGAAUUACAGUUAUCUUUUUAAUUCAUCUUCUAUUCUCAUCAUCAUCUGAAUAGAAUCAAAUUUUUUCUUCACAUCUAUCAGAUCACUUUCACCGUUUAACAUCACAAUUUAAUUCUAAUCUACUCUUCUAUUGACACCAAAGUUACUCUGAGAGAUCAUCAAAUUGACUGGCAACAUAUUAUCAUCUCCAUUCAAUGGUCAAUCAAAUAUCACGAUGACCAGUACAAUGCAAGGAAAACACGAACAUUUUUAUCGGCCGAUUGGCCUUUUAGCUUCAUAAUGGAUGCGGUCAGUUUAUCAUCAUCUUUUCAACGAGUUAUCAUUACAGCAAAUUUCAUAUAAUAUAUACUCAUCACUGUUAUCAUUGUUCUCGUUGCUAUUUUUGAUUCUGCAAUUUAAUUGUCAUGCUUAAUUCAUCAAUCACUUCUCAUGGCUUGGAAAUCAAUUCCCUCUCCCUCCUCUCUCCCUGAGUGAACUCACACUGGACUUCAGACAAUUGAUCAUCUGAAUCUACAAUUAUCUCUACAAUGCUAUGCAUAUAAAUAUACAUAUAAUAAUUGAAUUCUAAGGUUAACUGGGACUAAAUCAUAAAUUAGUGUUACAAUUGAUUGAAAAGCAAAAGAAAAAAAAAUUUCUCCUUUUUUCCUAAAAAAAUGGAUCCUAUGGAUUUGGAUGAUCUAUUUGCUGUUUGAUUGUUUUCUCUUCAAUUUUCAUAUUAAUCAUUUUCUUUUCUUUUAAUUAUCACUUUCUCUCUCUCACUCUCUGUGUAUCUCUAGUCAUCUUACCUUAAUUGCCUCUUAAUUUAAAGAAAUUAAUAACAACUCCAUCGAAUCUUCAUUGGCCUUACGCAUUCCAAAUAGACGAUUCCUGAUUCAUCUUUUAUCUUCUUCUCUUAUUCACCAUCAUCAUCUAUCUUCCCAUGUUCCCUUCAUCAUGGCUUCUCACCUUCACUCUCAUUCUAAUACAUGGUAACUUAAUCCGAGAUUGGAACUGAGAUUGAUGAUAUUAUCCAAUUUUCUCACCUUAAAGAGAUUGACUUUCAUUUCAUCCACUUGAAGAUUAAUCGAAAAUCAAUUCGAAAAUCAAAUAUUUGCAAUCAGAAAGUUAAUUAGAUUCGAUGAUCAGUUUUAUCGCAAGAAAUUGAAUCAAUCUCAUGAAUAUAUGGAAUCAGAAUUUUUAUUUCUCUCUCUGUUAAUGUUUGCUGAUGAAAAUACAAGUGAAAUUUUGUUCGUAAAUAUAAAUUAUGUAUAAAUCUUUUAAUCAGAUUAAUCUCUUAAUCUUAAUCAUGAUUCACGAAAACUUUUGAUCAACUUGAUUAACAAUUAUGUUAAAUAAUCGUUAUUAUCCCAACACAAAUCACCAAAAGACUUGAAGCAAAAAAUCAAAAAAAAACAAUAAUUAUGAAAAUGAAAAUGAAAAAUGAAAUUUAAUUGCUGAGAUUCCCAAAUACACAAAUCUAAUUAUAUUUAAAUCAAUUGGUAAAUCAACAGUAACAAAAUACUAAUAGGUUAAUCCCAAUACUCAAUCAAUAAGCAAGAAAAUCAAUUAAAACAAUUUAUCCUCUUGUGUAUAAAUCAUAUUGAUAAUUGGAUUAAAUUAAAUUAUUAUUCUCAUUUGAAA